AACAAUCAACAAUCAACAUGAAGAUCUUUUUAGUUAUCUGCCUGGUGGCUGCCUCUCUCGCUGCUGAAGAUGUCCUUCGUGGUAUCCUCCGAUCCCCCAAAAUGACCCUCGAGCUCUACGGGGAUUUCAAAUCCCAGGAGCACCUCAAGUUCCUUGCAUCUGAAGACCGAAUGAGGUUCCGACUCUUCCGAUCCAAUGCUCAGCUGGUAGCUCAAGCUAACGAGGAGGGAGGAUCUGCCAUAUUUGGUCUCAACUUCUUCUCUGCGUUGACUGAAGAUGAGAAGCAACAGUACCUUGGACUGAACGUUACUGGACAUGACGAGAACCCUAUGCACGUUGCCUCCUCUUUAUCCAGUCCCCCUGAAAAGAAACUCUGGACCAAUGAGGGUAAGGUUACAGCAGUAAAGAACCAAGGAAGCUGUGGAUCUUGCUGGACGUUCGGAGCAGUAGGAGGAUUGGAGACAAGGUACCACGGAGUGUCUGGUAAACUGAGGAACUUCGCAGAGCAGGAAUACCUGGACUGUGUCUACGAGGGACAGAGGAAUGGUUGCAACGGUGGAUGGCCUGAUAACUGUUACGAAUACUCCAAGAAGAACGGUGGAAGGUUGGCUUCAACUGCUGACUACGCAUACGCUGGUAAAGAUGGUAGUUGCAAAGGAAGUUCGAAACCUGACGCUAUGGUGGCUGCUAAAAUUGUCGGCUACACCAGUGUUAGCCCAACUGAGGCCGCAAACAUUCAAGCCCUUGCAUCAGGCUCCUUGUCCGUCGCUUUCGAAGUGACAAGUUACUUCCAACAGUACCGAGGUGGCAUCAUAAAAGACACAACAUGCACCGGGAGACCAAACCACGCCGUCACAGCUGUAGGAUACACGUCGAAUUUCGUCCUGGUAAAGAACUCUUGGGGAUCAAAAUGGGGAGAAAGCGGAUUCGUGAAGUUCGCUCGAGGCUACCCCUCCAAUUGCGGCCUCUUCAAGUACAGCAGCUACCCCAACCUUGAUACAACCGGACAGUCUGACAACACUCCUUCUGAUAAAGCCACCGACUACAAACCUUCUGAAAACGAUGAUGUUACCCCAAACCCUAAACCUGACCCAAACUGCACAGACAAGGCAACUAACUGUCAUCUCGAUUGGUGCACCUGGGAAAACUGGAAAGACACAGUCAAAGAGUACUGCCAGAAGACUUGUAAAUUUUGUGGAGAUGAUGGAGAUGAUGGAGAGUGCGCCAGCGGCACCAUAAGAUGUGAUGACGGAGUGUGCCGACACGAACACAUGUGCUAGAUCUCAACAACUUCUUGAUGUUUACAAUUUCAUUUGUAUCAUUUGACAAGUAACACUGCAUUUAAA
Molecule: messenger RNA, 1346 nt
Organism: Bolinopsis microptera
Lineage: Eukaryota; Metazoa; Ctenophora; Tentaculata; Lobata; Bolinopsidae
Exons: 1
Coding region: 18-1280 (420 amino acids)
Cellular component (GO): lysosome
Molecular function (GO): cysteine-type endopeptidase activity
Source: RefSeq, a predicted model, not a curated record